AUGACGACAGCACAGAGGAUCAAGGAGGUCGAGGAGGAGAUGGCCAAGACUCAAAAAAACAAGGCCACCAACUACCAUUUGGGGCAACUGAAAGCCAAGCUCGCCAAAUUACGGCGUGAAUUGAUUGCUCCUCCCGGAGGCGGUGGAGGUGGUGGACCUGGUCUCGGUUUCGAUGUCGCCAGAACAGGGAUAGCGAGUGUCGGCUUCGUCGGUUUCCCGUCGGUGGGGAAAUCCACGCUGAUGUCCAAAUUGACGGGCACACAUUCCGAAGUCGCCAGCUACGAAUUCACCACCCUCACUACUGUUCCUGGUACUCUUCAGCACAACGGCGCCAGAAUACAGGUCCUGGAUUUGCCAGGUAUUAUCGAAGGAGCCAAAGACGGCAAAGGUCGUGGUCGUCAAGUCAUCGCCGUCGCUCGAACGUGCAACCUGAUCUUCAUUGUCCUCGAUGUGCUCAAACCCCUGAACGAUCUCGCUAUUCUCACCAACGAAUUGGAGGGUUUCGGCAUUCGGCUCAACAAGAAGGCGCCGGCGAUUACUGUGAAGCGGAAGGAGACCGGAGGGAUUGCCAUCAGUAACACAGUGCCUCUGACCAAGAUCGACCCGGACGAGAUCCGGGCGGUGUUGUCCGAGUACAGGAUGAACAGCUGCGCGAUCUCGAUACAUCAGCCGGAUGCUACUAUUGAGGAUUUGAUUGAUGUCAUUGAGGGGAACAGAGUCUACGUUCCCGCUAUCUUCGUCCUCAACAAGAUCGACGCAAUCAGCAUCGAGGAGCUGGAUCUUCUGUACAAGAUCCCCAACUCUGUACCCAUCUCAUCUCAGCUCUGGCUCAACAUCGACGAACUCCUCGAAUUUAUGUGGGAAAAGUUGAACCUGGUCAGAAUCUACACCAAGCCUCGAGGUCAGGCACCUGACUACUCGUCACCGGUCGUCUUGCGCCGAGGGAGAUGUACGGUCGAGAACUUCUGUAAUGCUAUCCACAAGGACAUUCUUAAGCAGUUCAAGAAUGCUAUGGUAUGGGGUGUAUCAGCAAAGCAUUCGCGAGGCCAGAAGGUCGGACUCGAGCAUGUUCUUGAAGAUGAGGACAUUAUCUGUAUCUACAAAAAGUAA
Molecule: messenger RNA, 1110 nt
Organism: Dioszegia hungarica
Lineage: Eukaryota; Fungi; Basidiomycota; Tremellomycetes; Tremellales; Bulleribasidiaceae
Product: P-loop containing nucleoside triphosphate hydrolase protein
Exons: 14
Coding region: 1-1110 (369 amino acids)
Biological process (GO): cytoplasmic translation
Cellular component (GO): cytoplasm
Molecular function (GO): GTPase activity; GTP binding
Source: RefSeq, a predicted model, not a curated record